AAGACUCUAGGCGUGACGUCACUAGAACUCUGUCACAGGGCGUUUGAGACCAAAGGUUGGAUCAUCAACAGGUUGUGUCGACUUCGUUAUUGUAACAUUUUGAGUCUGGGCGUUAACAUUCCCCGACAUUAUUUCUGAAGUAGUCUGGACAUUGAUUUUACUGCUCUUGGGUCUUGUUGCAACGAGAUAUACUAGUACGAUGACGGAUUCGUGGACCGACUGAGUACCCUGUCUUCUCGAACUUAUUCAUGUUUACUAACUAGGUAGACAUUCUUUUCCUGCUGGUCUUCGAUCUGGUUCGACCCACUGUACAUUUGAUUAACUGCAUAUUGUAUGCACAAUGUUGCGAUAUAGAAAGGCGUUCUGUUUUCUGUGUGCAUGUAUCGCCCUAGCUGCCACCGCCCUUCUGAUAACAGCAUUUGUCACCGAGAAUUGGGUUUGGUCGUAUGUCUACCAGGACAAAGAUGACAUCCAACCCGACGACUACGGACAAAACAAAGUUCCGGAUAAUCCUAAUGACCGUGGGACAUACCUCGGGUCUAUAUACUUCGGGCUAUUCAACGGCGUUGUAUAUUUAAACUGGGGUGCUGGACCCAGGAGUUAUGAACAGAGUUCAAAAGACUAUCUUGCAGACACUUACAAUGAGGGCUUAUGGAUAUCUACAAUAGUGUUUUGUGCAUUGGGUAUUAUUAUGGGACUGGUAACGAUAGGAUUUGCUAUUUAUAACACAAUUAAAGUACCAAUCGGCAUGAUUACAGGAAUCUUUGGUCUCUAUAUCUGGAAUGGACUGGCAGCGCUUUUCACCGGAAUAUGCAUGGUGUUGUUCAUCAUAGAAUAUUAUGUGUCACUCAUCGACGGCCUCCUGAAUGACGCUCAUACUGCAGAAUCCUGGGAAACACAGUGGGUUCAUUUUGACUACUCCUUUUGGCUGGUAGUGGCUGCGUUUUGUCUCCUUGUCGUCAACUUUGGUGUUGUGAAGCUGAGCUCUAAAGGAGAGGACCCAGACAUGACGAUCAACAUGAGAAUGACAUCACCACAGACUAAUAAAGGAGAUAUGGGAGUGGUUCUUAUGUAUUAAAUAAUAAUAAUUAUUACUUCAAUUAUUUUUAUAAUUAUCAGU
Molecule: messenger RNA, 1120 nt
Organism: Saccoglossus kowalevskii
Lineage: Eukaryota; Metazoa; Hemichordata; Enteropneusta; Harrimaniidae
Product: clarin-2-like
Source: RefSeq, a predicted model, not a curated record